AUGCUUGAGUAUGAGUGCAAGUACAUUAUGAUUGAGCGCCUUUGCUUGGCAUUGGUUUGGGCCACUAGGAGACUUAGACAUUACAUGAUAGAGUAUUCCGUGCUCUUGGUCUCGCGAUUGGACCCGUUGAGGUAUCUAUUUGACAGGCCUGUUCUGACUAGUAGGCUCAUGAGAUGGCUGGUAUUGUUGACAGAGUUUGAUAUUCAUUAUGUCACACAGAAGUCAGUAAAAGGAAGCAUUGUUACAGAUCAUCUAGCUUCUUUACCGAUAUCCGAUGACAAAUCGGUUGAUGAUGAUUUCCCUGAUGAGAAGAUCGUUUUAAUGACUAGUAUUACGGGAUGGCAGUUGUACUUUGAUGGCGCCGCCAAUCAGUCGAGGUUUGGCAUUGGUAUCUUGUUAAUAUCACCACAAGGUGCUCAUAUCCCCAGAUCAGUCCGGUUAGUAUUUUCCGAUCAUCACCGGUUGACGAAUAAUAUUGUGGAGUAUGAGGCUUGCAUUACAGGUUUGGAGAUUGCACUUGAUCUUGGCAUUAGACAGUUGGAGAUCCACGGGGAUUCCAAUUUGGUUAUACAGCAAACUCAAGGUAUCUGGAGGACUCGGGAUGAGAAGCUAAAACCCUACCAUGCUUACUUGGACCUGUUGAUGGAUGGAUUUGAUGUGUUAAGGUAUAUACAUCUGCCCAGGGUGGAGAAUCAAUUUGCCGAUGCAUUAGCCGCUUUGGCUUUUAUGAUUGUGAUCCCCACGGGGGUGAUUGUUAGGCCAUUGCUAAUUGAAACUAGGUCUGCACCAGCUUACUAUUGUCUGAUUGGAGAGAUAGAGGAUCAGAUUGAGUUGCCAUGGAGAUCACCUGAUGGUCUGUUAUUAUUAUGUCUAGACCGUACAUCUACAGAUCGAGUGAUGAGAGAGGUUCAUGUAGGGGUCUGUGGCCCACACAUGGGAGGUCAUAUGCUAGCGCGUAAGAUCAUGAGGGCUGGCUACUUUUGGUUGACCAUGGAGACAGAUUGUUGCCAGUUUGUACAAAGAUGUCAGGAGUGUCAGAUGCAUGGAGACUUGAUACACGUACCACCUUCUGAGUUGCAUGCACUCACAUCCCCUUGGCCAUUUUCAGUAUGGGGUGUUGAUAUUAUUGGGAAGAUCUCGCCCAAGUCCUCCAAUGGUCAUGAGUACAUCUUAGUAGCCAUUGACUAUUUCACCAAGUGGGUGGAAGCUGCUUCCUAUGCUAGAUUGACAGCGGCCAGGGUGGCCAAAUUCAUCAGAUCGCACAUUAUCUGUUGA
Messenger RNA from Vitis riparia (riverbank grape), 1275 nucleotides. RefSeq lists its product as uncharacterized. Gene Ontology annotation, biological process: DNA integration. The transcript has 2 exons. The coding region runs from base 1 to 1275 and encodes 424 amino acids. Lineage: Eukaryota; Viridiplantae; Streptophyta; Magnoliopsida; Vitales; Vitaceae. The record is from RefSeq and is a predicted model, not a curated record. Gene Ontology annotation, molecular function: RNA-DNA hybrid ribonuclease activity; nucleic acid binding.